Messenger RNA from Phytophthora infestans T30-4, 3045 nucleotides. Its product is annotated as ATP-binding Cassette (ABC) Superfamily. The record is from RefSeq and is a predicted model, not a curated record. The transcript has 2 exons. Gene Ontology annotation, cellular component: membrane. Gene Ontology annotation, molecular function: ABC-type transporter activity; ATP binding; ATP hydrolysis activity. The coding region runs from base 1 to 3045 and encodes 1014 amino acids. Gene Ontology annotation, biological process: transmembrane transport. Lineage: Eukaryota; Oomycota; Peronosporomycetes; Peronosporales; Peronosporaceae.
AUGACGGUACUGCUGCAGUCCAAUGCCGAGUCGCUCGUUUCCCCCGCCACCACGACUAAACAGCCGCGCUAUUCCACGUUCGUUAGUGCUAACGAUGAGGCGGAUCGGGCCAAGCAGCGGCUGCAUAUUGCGCAGUCUAGACCAGGCACGGCGUCGCUCUGGUCGCGUCUCUUCUUCUCGUAUGCCAACCCCAUGAUGCACGCCGGCAACACGCGCCAACUGGACAAUGACGAUCUGUGGGAACUUGAAGGCGAGAAUCGCUCAGCCGCAGCCUUCGACGAGUUCGUAAUGCACUACGAACGCCACGACAGGUCCAUCGUCAAGGCAAUAGUGACAGCGUAUGGAGGAAGAUUCUUCCUCUGUGGUCUGGCGAUGCUCUUCACGACGGCCUGCAAUCUCUUCGCGCCUGCUGUUCUGAACCACGUAAUCACGGUGUUUGCGGCACCUCAGAUCGACAUGUUCAACUUGAGUGCGUGGCUCGGCGUUUUCUUUGCGUCCCGAAUUGUCAACGCCGUAGUGGCCACCCAGAUGCGGUUCUACCUCGAAUUGAUCGCGUUGCGACUUACAGUGACGUUAAAGGCGUUGCUGUUCCGGAAGGCCAUGCGCCGCAGUAUUCAGAGCAAGGGAGAUGCCAAAGCCGUGGACAUUUCUAACCUCUUUUCGUCUGAUGUGAACAACAUUCUCUUCGCAGCUUUUCAAAUCAACAGUCUAUGGAUCAUCCCGAUUCAGAUCGUGGUGGACGUCUACAUGUUGUACGCCGUCAUCGACCUCGCUGCGUUUGCUGGACUGGCAGUCAUUGCGCUUUUCAUGCUCUUGAGUUUUGCCAUCGCCAAGCUAUCGGGAAGUGCAUUUGAGGACAUUAUGAAACACAAGGACGACCGCAUGAAGACCAUCAAGGAAGUGUUCAAUGCCAUUCAGAUUGUCAAACUCAACGCGUGGGAAGACAAAUUCGCUGACAAGAUCCAGAAGCUUCGUGCUACGGAGCUCUCGGCUGUGAAGAAGUUCAUGUACUUGGGCGCUCUGAACAUUUUUGUGCUCUGGGCUUCUCCUAUUGCCGUCUCGGCUGUGUCUUUUGCUGUGUACGCCAUUGUGAUGGAGAAGGUGCUGACGGCAGCGAAGGUGUUCACAGCCAUUGCGCUGUUUAACGCUCUCCGAGACCCACUACGGGACUUACCCACAGUUAUCCAGACGUGUAUUCAAGCCAAGGUUUCGCUCGAUCGGUUCUCUGACUAUCUCGCACUGGAUGAGUUCACUCCGUCGAAUGUUAUUCGUCACGAUCUGGCCCAGCCCGACGACGUAGUCAUGGCAAUUGACGAUGGUACUUUUGGUUGGACAAAGGAUACACCACUGCUAAGCCAGGUCAACCUCACCAUUAAAAAGGGUGAGUUGGUAAUCGUGCACGGCUCCGUCGGCAGUGGCAAGUCAUCCCUGUCUUCUGCUUUGCUGGGAGAAAUGGACAAGCUGGCCGGUAGCGUGUUCGUACGAGGUCGUGUCGCCUACUAUUCACAGCAGACGUGGAUCCAGAACAUGACGAUCCGUGACAACAUCCUGUUCGGUCUGCCAUAUGACAACAAAAAGUACGCUAAAGUGAUCGCGGCGUGUGGCCUACUUCCAGACCUAAAGCAAUUCCCUGGCGGUGACUUGACGGAGAUCGGACAAAAGGGUGUCAACUUGUCUGGUGGUCAGAAGGUGCGUGUUUGUCUUGCUCGUGCGUGCUACUCAGAUGCUGACAUCCUCUUGCUCGACUCCCCGUUGGCGGCUGUCGAUGCGAUCGUGCAGAGUCAAAUCUUCGGUGACUGCAUCUGCAACUUGCUGGCGGAAAAGACCGUCGUGCUGGUGACGCACAGUGCUGACAUUAUCGCGAGUAAAGCCGCCAACUUGAAGGUGCUGGUGGAAGACGGCAAGCUGACAGCUAUUCGACACGACGUGGCUUUACCACGGAGCUCGUUUAAACUGCGGACAAUUCGUUCAGCGGUGGAUGAAGCUAGUCACGAUGAUGAAGCCGUAAAGAACGACGCUGGCAAAUUAAUUGACGAUGAAGAGCGGGAAGAAGGUCGCGUGUCGAAGGAGGUCUUCGCCAAUUACUUUAACUCGCUAGGUGGCGUCAAGGUGUGCGUCUUCCUAUUCUGCGUGCAGACACUGUGGCAAGUGUUCCAGAUUGGCAGCGAUCUGUGGCUGAGUCACUGGACGGGACAGAAGGGCGGCUCGUACAACCAGCACGAGACUGCGUACAACGUGAAAGUGUAUUCGCUGCUUGGGGCAGGCGCCGCGGUCAUGGUCUUCGUUAGAUCAGCUACUGUGGCAGUUGUAGGUCUCCGAGCCUCGCGCCAUCUCUUUGACAACAUGACGGUGUCGCUGUUGAAGGCUCCACUCCGCUUUUUCGACGCGAAUCCAAACGGACGAAUUGUGAACCGAUACGGUGACGACAUGUCCGCUGUGGAUUUCAUGAUCCCAUUCGCGUUUGGAGGAUUUCUCGCCAUGUUUUUCUUCACAGUGUGCCAGCUAGGAACUGCUGUGUACACCAUGAACUUUUUGGGAUUUCUGAUUAUCCCACUGGUGUGGAUGUAUGUGAGAGUUGCCAACUUUUAUCUUGCGCCGUCUAGAGAGAUUUCACGCCUUUGGAAGGUGUCAUCGUCCCCCGUAUUGAGUCACGUGACGCAGUCGGAAGAGGGUGUUGUGGUGAUUCGCGCAUUCGGCCAGGACACUGUUGGUCGCAUGAUCAAAGAAAACUUUAUCCGAAACGAUGUCAACAGCAGGUGCUGGUUUUCGGAGACUGUCACGCAACAAUGGUUCCAAGUUCGCAUGCAGUUGAUCGGAUCGGGAGUCAUUUUCGUGGUGGUUUCGGGACUCGUGUAUUUGCGCGACUACUUGUCUCCUGGUCUGGUGGGACUUGCAUUCACGUAUGCUCUAAAGGGCUGGUCGCGCUGGCUGGUGCUGGUUCUGGGUCUGGUGCUUAAGUUAGGUUUAGGUGUAAAGAGCGCUGUGAUUGGCUGCCGCCAGCUGAGGGGGGGCAUGGUGUACUUGAGCGCGCGAAGUCUAAAGUGA